This is a messenger RNA of Beta vulgaris subsp. vulgaris (sugar beet), 1909 nucleotides long. RefSeq lists its product as hypothetical. The record is from RefSeq and is a predicted model, not a curated record. NCBI's taxonomy places the organism in Eukaryota, Viridiplantae, Streptophyta, Magnoliopsida, Caryophyllales, Amaranthaceae. Bases 132 to 1739 code for a protein of 535 amino acids. The transcript is spliced from 4 exons.
AAUAAUUCCAACAUUCCGAUCUUCUAGUACUUUAUAUACAGUUGGGUUUUGAAGGCUUAAAAUGCUAAGAGACGACAGUGAGUCAGAAAUAAUACAUUACAUUUGUCAGUUUUUAUAGUUAUCGUGGUAAAAUGGUGGACAAAUACGACGAUGACGAGCAGCUUAUUGAUGUCCAAGUGCCCGUUGUAUCAGGCUCUUUCGUAGCUGACAAAACAACGGCAACCUACUUCAAUAAAGUCGACGCACCAUUGACUGCCACCAACUUCAAGGUACUGUUGGAGUUGACGGGAUCCGAAGCCGGCAUAGAAAGACCUGGAGUGGAUAUAGUCGUGGUGUUAGAUGUUAGUGGGAGCAUGAAGGGAAAAAAAUUGGAACACAUGAAAAUUGCGACCAAAUUCUUAGUAAAAAAGCUUAGCCCCAUCGAUCGUCUUUCAGUCAUCAAAUAUUCUACAAACGCAAAAAGGUUGUGCCCGUUGCGGCAGAUGAAUCGAGAUGCUCAAACUGAGAUCGAAGGUAUGAUCCAUGAAUUGAAGCACGGCGGGCUAACUAACACCACUGAAGGUCUUGAGGAGGCUGUAAGAGUGUUGCGGGAGCGUAGACUUACCAACGGUCGCGAGGUUGCCAUCAUGCUUAUGUCUGAUGGUGAACCAAAUCCUUUAGAUGCAGACGGCAGCCAAGUUCCUGUCCACGAUGUGCCAGUAUAUACAUUUGGUUUAGGCCAAAAUUAUGACCCCAAGGUCCUCGUAAAUAUUGCCAAACGUAGUAAGAAAGGAACAUUCUCAACUGCAGAUGUUGAAAAUACAGAAGCGAGCAAUUUAAGCAUUGCAUUUUCUCAAUGUUUAGCCGGGGUGCUCUCAGUUGUGGUUCAAGACUUAACUCUAACCAUCACAAAAGUGCAAUCAAAAAUCGAGAAAGUGUCAGCUGGAGAUUAUUUUCAAUCAAGAGAUGAAUCUGAGGGCUCAGUAACUAUUUCAUUUGGCAAUCUCUAUAGUCACGAGCUGAGAAGCAUCUUAGUAGAUAUUGUUUUGGAUUCGGUGACAGAGUCCCAGGGUAUAGAUGUUCUCGAAUUCACAUACUCUUACAAAGAUCCCAUUGAUCUUCAAGUCUAUGACGCGAAUCCCGUGUUAGUUACGGUAAGUCGUACUGCAAACCCUACCACACAGGAGCGACAAGAGGUGUUGAUCGAGGAGGCACGUCAAAACACAGCAGCAAAGAUAAGAGAAGCCAGGGAAAUGGCUGAUGCAAAGAGAUAUGAUGAUGCCAGGUCUACAAUCGAGGACGCAAAGAUAAAUCUUAGCCGUAAUGGGCUCGAUACGUCACACCCAACGGUUAAGGCGCUAACAUCGGAGUUGGACCAAUUCUUAAAGCUAUUGGAAACACCAACAAUUUAUGAAAAACUAGGACGCGCAUUUGCCUUAGCUACUGAGCUUGCUCAUGCCCUUCAGCGUUUCGCUGCAAAGGGCAAUGUCGAUGAGCUACGCAUGUUUGCGACUAAAAACAUGGACCAACUUCUUGCUCAAGUCAAAAAUUAUGAGAAUGAUUCUACUGCUCCAGUGUCUACCGCUGCUCAAGAUGCAAUUCAAACAACUGAAGCAACUGCUAACGCAAAUGUUGCUCCACCUGUUAACAAUCCCACUGUUGCUAUGGCUGAAGCUCUUACAACGCAUCUUGGACAAGCCAUUCAGUCUCUUAGAGAUAUGCAAGAGUUGAUUAAUUCCAUUGCUUCAGGUUCAAUCUGAGGUAGGAAUUAGGAUGUGUGAUUUGUAUGCUUUCUAGUUGUUUUAUGUUUAUUGUCGUACUCUAUGAAACCAUUUCUAGUUGGAUUUUAAUUAUGUAAUUCAUCUUCAUGUAUUCUUUUUACCAUUCUAUGGGAUGAAAAGAUCUUUUAAUUAAUGAAAUUCUUUCCUAU